CUGAACGCAUAUAGUACUAUGAUUUACACGUAGAGGUGCUAAUUGUUUUUCUUCUUGACUGAAACAACGAUUUCUAGAUGGCGUACGAGUUUGUUUAUAAUUACUUGUACAAAUAAUCUAAAUGCUGUCAAAGUCGAAACAAAUUUUCCUGGCAGUGUUAAAGUCGGAGAGAAUAUCUUCGCGAAUAUGGAUAAACUAUCGAAACCGCAAAUAAUUUGUCAUAUUGAAAAAUCAGUAGACUAUUCGCUGUUUGAUGCAAAGUGGAUACCAUGCAGCGCAAAAUUUGUGGUUAUGGGUUCUCGCCCUCGUGGUACCGGCAUUAUACAGAUUUACGAGGUGUCUAGUGGCGAAUUAAAGCUUGUCAAGAAUAUAGAAAGAUCUAAUCAAAUAAAGUGUGGAACAUUCAAAGCAUCCAGUCUUCGUGAUAGAUACUUGGCUACUGGUGAUUUCAAGGGUAAAUUAAAUAUUUAUAAUUUGGAAGAUCCUUCAAUACCCGUUUAUUCGGUUAAAGCUCACACACAGAUUAUAAAUGCCAUUGAUGGAAUAGCAGGUGCUAGUAUAGGAUGUGGAGCACCAGAAUUAGUAACUGGAUCUAGAGAUGGAAGUGUAAAAGUAUGGGACCCUAGGCAAAAGAAUCGACCAGUUGCUGUUAUGGAACCUAAGGAAGGAGAAAGUCGGCGGGACUGUUGGUCAGUUGGAUUCGGCAAUUCUUAUAAUUCCGAAGAAAGAGUAGUAGCAGCAGGAUAUGAUAACGGAGAUGUUAAAAUGUUCGACUUAAAGGCCAUGUCACUGAGAUGGGAAAGUAACUUGAAAAAUGGAGUUUGCGGUCUUGAAUUCGAUAGAAAGGACAUUCCCAUGAAUAAGCUAGUUGCUACUACACUAGAAUCCAAAUUUUAUCUUUUUGACUUGAAGACUCAGCAUCCUAAAAAAGGUUUUGCUUAUCUUGUUGAAAAGGCACACAAAUCAACGGUAUGGCUAGUUAAGCAUUUGCCGCAGAAUCGUGAAUUAUUUGCGACAUGUGGCGGUGGGGGAACGAUUUGUCUUUGGAAAUAUAAUUAUCCAGAGAAAAGAAAAGUUACGGAUGCUGAUGGUAUUGAGCAAGGAAUUAUGGGCAACAUUAGUUUGCUCCAGAACUGUACGCUCUCGUCGCAACCUAUUAGUUCUUUGGAUUGGAGCCCGGACAAACAAGGACUUGCUAUUUGCACAUCGUUUGAUCAAUGCUUACGUGUUAUUAUCACUACGAAACUGAAUACAUAUUGAUUAAACAACGCAAAGAAAGUACAUGUAAAUAUGCCUAUA
Atta colombica is the source of this 1299-nucleotide messenger RNA. It is a transcript of the gene Wdr92, whose product is annotated as WD repeat-containing protein 92. Lineage: Eukaryota; Metazoa; Arthropoda; Insecta; Hymenoptera; Formicidae. Gene Ontology annotation, molecular function: ubiquitin binding. The transcript has 4 exons. The coding region runs from base 187 to 1260 and encodes 357 amino acids. The record is from RefSeq and is a predicted model, not a curated record.